GCCUCCGUCGUCCUGCCUCGUGCACGUGAUGGUGUCGCCGUCGGUCGCGCUCCUCGCCCUUCUCCCGCUGGUGCGCGGGGCGCUGCCGGUGGAUCCCUCGGGAGUUGGCCCGUCCCUCCUGCAGCGCGGCGACGGCAACGAGGACGACCUCGGCCUGGGCUACGAGGACCAGCUGGAGGAGGACGAGGAGUGGAAGCCCACGAAGCGACGCGCCUCGACCCACCACAAGGCCAGCUACGAGGAUCUGACCAAGUACAUUGACGAGAUCGUCCCGAUCCUGGAGAAGGACUUCAAGGCGAGGACGCAGGAGCUGAAGGUGGCACUGGCCAACUUCAAGUCCAAGCAGCACGACAUGGAGGUGGCCAAGAAGGAGGCGACCCAGGCCAUGAAGGCACUCCGCCAGGAGGCGGAGAAGCGCCGCAGGUCCGCGAGCGACCGCAAGAAGGCCAAGGAGAACGAGCGCAAGGCCAAGGAGGAGGCCGUUCGCACCGCUAAGGAGGCGAUGAUCAAGAAGGCGCAGGCCCUCAUGGGCGCCAAGGGCCAGUCGGACAACGUCAUGCUGAGCGAUACCGCCCUGGGCACCAUGGUCAACGUGCUCAUGGCCUUGCCGGCGGCGGUGGAGAACCCCAUUUUCACCAAGCGCCUGAACAGGGCGAAGGAAGAUGCGGUGAACACCGUCCAGGACUUCCUCAACAUCACGCGCCGCAAGACCUCGAAGUUUGUGCUGGCGGCCUCCAAGGCCUCCGACGUGGAGCUCUCCUUCCUCCUGGCGCGCUACUUCCACGAGGCCUCAUUCCGCACCAAGGCGAUGCAGUCGGACGGGGAGAAGAUUGCCAGGGAUCUCAACGUCGUGAUGCCCAGGGAGCUGAGGCAAGCUUUCCUGCCUAUCAUCAAGGGCAUACGCGCCCAGGCGCUCCCGCUGAGGGUGAACGCCUCCAGUCUUGCGGAGGCGACCAUCACCGACGCCUGCACCCAGAUGUCCAGUCUCAUGGCGAACAUCAGCGACUAU
This is a messenger RNA of Prorocentrum cordatum, 1009 nucleotides long. NCBI's taxonomy places the organism in Eukaryota, Dinophyceae, Prorocentrales, Prorocentraceae. The record is from the annotation of a GenBank genome assembly.